AUGCGCUUACCACCAUCCACCACCAUCCACCACCAUCCACCACCAUCCACCACCAUCCACCACCAUCCACCACCAUCCACCACCAUCCACCACCAUCCACCACCAUCCACCACCAUCCACCACCAUCCACCACCAUCCACCACCAUCCACCACCAUCCACCACCAUCCACCACCAUCCACCACCAUCCACCACCAUCCACCACCAUCCACCACCAUCCACCAUCAUCCCAGCCCACUCCCAGCCACACGAGAGCGUUGGCUGACCCCAGCCUUCGAAGCCGACGUGGCCACCGAGUAAAGGGCACGACGAUACACAUCGACGGCCCCGAGACGUUUACGAGGCAUAGGUGCUAA
Molecule: messenger RNA, 354 nt
Organism: Ceratosolen solmsi marchali
Lineage: Eukaryota; Metazoa; Arthropoda; Insecta; Hymenoptera; Agaonidae
Product: histidine-rich glycoprotein-like
Exons: 1
Coding region: 1-354 (117 amino acids)
Source: RefSeq, a predicted model, not a curated record